Molecule: messenger RNA, 2277 nt
Organism: Suillus fuscotomentosus
Lineage: Eukaryota; Fungi; Basidiomycota; Agaricomycetes; Boletales; Suillaceae
Exons: 1
Coding region: 1-2277 (758 amino acids)
Molecular function (GO): protein binding
Source: RefSeq, a predicted model, not a curated record
AUGAAAGCCAAGCAAUCUUCCACCACAGGAACUCUGGACAGUUACCCGCAGGAAGUGGUAGCUGCCAUCGAUACGUGUCUCGCGCAUGGAGAGUCGGUGGAUUGCGAAGCUGUAAAAAAGAUCAAGAACGUUCCUAUCUACUCUCGGUAUUUUACCAACAGGGAGUGUGUCAAUCGUCUCGCCCAGGACGCGGUCGCGACUUCACGCCCACAACGAGCAUUACAAAUCCUGAAUAUUGCUCAUCACUUUGGCUGUUACUUGAAACCAAAUCAUUACGAGGGCGUUGCCUAUCAUCUAGCAAGCCGAAGCCAUUGGGAUUUGAUCCCCCUGCUAGUUAUAACUGCCAAGCACCAUUGUGGCCGUGCAUCGGUCCGACUCCUCAAUUGGAAUAUGCGCGCUUUCGUAGAGAAUCAACGUUACGAUCAACUCGACCACGCAUUCGAGGAGUUCACAAACGCAGACCUCCCACCAAACAGGCGAACGUUUCAUCUCCUUAUUUCAGGUCACCUUCGGAACCGAAAUUUGAAUCCUGCAAAGCAGUACAUGGAGAAGAUGGCUGUCGCUGGGUUCCCCGUAGACUCUUCUACUCAUGCUGUCAUCGUUGCUGCCUAUCGUUCUCUCGGAGUAGACCUGAAGGUGCAAAUCCGUGCCUUCGAGGGUUUACGCGAUCUAGAUGGGCGGCAGUCCACUGUUGUACUCAACAGCAUCGUCCAACAGCUUCUAGACUCGAGGGACGAAGAAGCAGCAGCGCGUUUUAUUCUUGCAUUCGAUCUUCCUGGUGGACGCGGCCGAAAUCCCACGGGAUCUGGCAGUACCACCGGGCUCGUUGGCGAUCCCGCUCCCGUAGACUCCCCUGCUGUAAAGCCCAAUGCGGCUACUUUCUCAAUUCUAUUGCGCUAUAUGGCAAGAGAAGGCAAACUUUCGCGCAUGCUCAAACUCCUGGACCACAUGAAACGAGCCGGUGUCCAUCCAGAUCCCUCCAUUCUAGCAGCCCUCAUUCAAGGAUAUCUAGCUACAGGUCAUAGUCGUGAAGCCAUUAGUAUCGUCGCCAUGUUGUUGAACACACGAUCUGCUGCUGCUGCUGAGGUCUUCUGUAGCAUGAUGCAGGUACAACCGCUGACAACACUUCCGGUUGAUGUCCGGGGUGUUCCCUUGACAGCGCAUAUAUUCAAUGCACUAAUGAGUGGAUUACUUGACGUCAUGGGCCUUCAAGCGGUGCGAGAUAUCUUGCGGACGAUGCGUGCUGUUGGGAUCAGUCCUGAUAGUCACACGGUGGAAAUUCUUAUGAGUUUCCUCGAACGAGCACAAGGGACUGGUCCUCGUCAGUUGAUACGUGUCCUUCGUUCAUUUUCAUCCCCUUCCCUUCGACCUACCAUCCGACACAUCCACAUCAUCCUGCGGAGCAUCCUUCGUCGCGAGAAAUUCAUGGCUCACGGAUGUGGGUGGGACACGACUGCUGCCAAGUACUCCAAGAAGCGAACUUACAAGCCAAAGUUCCCGGAGGGACGUAUUCUGGACACCACUGAACACUAUCAUCCUACAGCCGGUCUCAAACUUCCCCGUCGUUUACGGUUGAAAUCCUGGUUUGGACCGAUCCUGCAGUCGGUCUCCCGGCAGGCUGUUAAAAGUGAUCGUGCUACAAUUGCACUUAGGCUGAAGCAUGAGGCAGUUGCUGGGUCUGACAUGGGGACUUCCCAAACUGCUUUCCGAAAUAUGUUGGAUCAAGGGCUUCAUCCAACCAUCCACCAUUACUCCACGCUUAUGGACGGGUACGCGAAGAUGGGUGACAUCCAAGGCGCUAAACAAGUGCUUCGAGAUGCACUUGAGGCUGGCAUCCAGCCAAAUGUGAUAAUGUACACCAUUCUCAUCAAUGGCUAUGGUCGCCGAGGAAAGCCAGAGGAAGCCAUGCGGGCUUUCCGUGCAAUGAUUCGUGCUGGUAUUGUUCCUGAUGUGCCCUCCAUCGACGCAGUUGCCCAUGCAUAUUUUGCUGUGGGAGCAUAUUCAGUAGCAAGACGCGUCCUACGCGAAAUGUGGGCACAAGUUCAACCAUUUCCUCCUGAGCUGGAGCAUGCCGAUCUUCGCACACUAGCCGUGACAUUCCGCUCCUAUAGCUUGAACCCGGAACAUAGAAGACGCAAAUUGUCCAUGCGUCAACAACGUCUGCUGCACUGGAAGAUGAGGACAAUCAAAACGGAGUGGAUGCGAUUUGAGCAGUGGUCAGGGUCACAUUCUGAUGGGCUUGAUAGACGCGAUGGAUAUUUGCAUAAAGAGGGAUAG